ACAUUCAGUCUUGUCGGACGUCGCUGUUGAGGCAGCAUCAUUGAUGUUAUCGGCGCGUGAGGAUCCAGUCACCUCGAGCGUCCUCCCGCGGCAGCAGCGACCCUCCUCCGCCCACGCGCGCGCUCCCUUCCGCCGGCCUUCUGCUGACGAAGCACCGGGACCCCCCUCCGCCGCCCCCCACCACACAAUGGCAGAGGAUCUGAGAGGCGCCUCUGUCACACACCGACAACAGGUCGCGUGGAUAAUCCCACCGGAUCAGUUGGUGUUUGGGGCGACCAGAGCGCCGCUGUCGGCCUGAUGUGGCCGGGGAGCCGAGCGGCAGCGCGGCGGCUCGUCCUGGGUGUCGACUGAGCGGGACUCGGCGCGAGCAGGUGCGUGGAAGAUGCUGCUGCUGCUGCUGAUGACGGUGGUUCAGGUUUCGCGUGAUCUAAUUCCCACGAACGCGCAGGUGUGAGGACUAGGACGAGUCAGCAUGGGCUUGGCCGCCUGCUUCCGCUACUACUUCCAGCACCCGUGGUCGCGCCUCAUCGUGGCCUACCUGGUCACCUUCUUCAACUUCCUCAUCUUCGCCGAGGACCCGGUGUCACACAGCCAGACGGAGGCGCACAUGAUCGUGGUGGGCAACUGCUUCUCCUUCCUGUUCAACAAGUACCCAGGUCCCGGCUGGACCACGCUGAAGGUCGUCUGCUGGAUUCUGGCCAUUUUCUUCGGUCUGCUGGCCGGAAAGUUCAUCUUCCACCGACGGCUCUUCGGUCGAUAUCUGCGCCUGAAGAUGUUCCGGGAGGACCACGGCUCGUGGAUGACCAUGUUCUUCAGCACCAUCCUCUUCCUCUUCAUCUUCUCGCACAUCUACAAUCUCUUCCUGCUGAUGGCCGGGAACAUGGAGCCGUACCUGGUGACGGAGUACAUGGGGAUCAGGAACGAGAGCUUCAUGAAGAUCGCUGCUGUCGGAACCUGGAUGGGAGACUUCGUCACCGCCUGGAUGGUGACUGACAUGAUGCUGCAGGACCAGAACUACCCGGACUGGGGCCAAGCCGCCCGAAGGUUCUGGAAACAAGGAAACAACAGGAUCGUCCUGUUCUGGACGGUGUUGAUCUCUCUGACCUCAGUGGUGGUUCUGGUCAUCAGCACGGACUGGAUCAGCUGGGACAACCUGAACCGAGGCUUCCUGCCCAGCGACGAGGUCUCCAGAGCCUUCCUGGCCUCCUUCAUUCUGGUUUUCGACCUUCUCAUUGUCAUGCAGGACUGGGAGUUCCCUCACUUCAUGGGCGACCUGGAUAUGAACCUUCCUGGGAUGUCAACCACACACGUGAAGGUCAAGCUGCCGGUGUGCAAACGGAUCUUUAAAGACGAGUACCACAUUCACAUCACAGGUAAGUGGUUCAACUACGGCAUCAUCUUCCUGGUGCUGAUCCUGGACCUGAACAUGUGGAAGAACCAGAUCUUCUACAAACCCUACGAGUACGGCCAGUACGUAGGCCCGGGCGAGAAGAUCUACACGGUGGAGGAGCCGGACACGCUCAAGAACUUCAACCACAGCACGCUGACCUACGAGUGGCGCUCCACCACCGUGGACCCCGGCACCAACCGGACCUACGUGGCGCUGGACAUGUUCCUCCACAGCCGCUAUGUGGGCGCCAGCCUCGACGUCAAGUGUCUGGCUUUUGUCCCCAGCCUGGCUGCGUUUGUCCUCUUCGGGUUCUUCAUCUGGCUGUUCGGCAGAUUCCAAGACAGCGAGACGUUCACAGAAAACCCGGACAAAAGCUACGAGCGGAUCAAGAGGAAGUCUCCAUCCGAGUACAGCAAGGAGAUGGGGGUGACACCGGAGGAGAUGCAAGCGACGAUGCUGGAGACUCUGAGGCGGUCGGGAACUCCCAUGCUGCUCUCCGUGGACGGACCCACGCCGUCCACUCAGUCCACCAUCUCCACGGCAACACAGGAGACGCAUCCAAGUAUUGUGAUUGACCACUCCGCGCAGGAGGCACCGGCGGUCUCCUUCGACGUCAAAAAACUGUCCCCUUAGUCCGACAACUUUCCGCAACUGUCCGAUAUAUUUUUCUAAAACUCUUUCUCAGACCUACUGAAACGGUGCUUGCUCCUGAUUUACAGCAUUUUCAUACCCGACGAUGUGCCUACAUCAUGGCGCAUUUCCUCUCCCGGUGGCGGCAGUCAGGUGACCCAGCGGUUUUACCGCUGUCGUACAGCUGCAGUAGUGCCUUGACGUUUCCUAAACUAACUCUCACAAUGUCCGAUUUCUGAGCUGCUCUGUCCGGAAACACCCUUGUGUGACGUUCAUGUCCGAAGCUAAAUGACCCUGACGUUCCUCGCCAUGUAGCAGUUGAGUAGCCAUAACAUUAUGACCACUUGUCUCAGGUGGUACAACGUCUGUUUCUUUGCCGUCAUGAACGCAGCAAAAGUGGUCCGAGGAAGGGGGAGGAGCUAGAACUGGUUGCAACAAGAUGUGGAGGGGAGCGAGGAGGACACUGACACUGGUCUUAGUGGAAAAGUGUAUCGUGUUGCACUGAACCUGUGUGUACGAACAAAAAUGACCAGGAUCAGCAUCAGAACAGGCUAACGUGCUGAUGCUGGGUCCACCCCUGCACCCUUACGGGGACCGACUUUUCCAUACAGACCAGUAUUGAUCUACAGUGACCACGUUUCCGCUCCCCUCACAGUCUUCCUUGGACCAUUCUGUUCACGCUGAGCUUCACAACACCAUAAUGAUUCAAAUCCAUUUUGAGAAAACGACUUUUGUUUUGUUUUCGUGAAAACCGUCUUGGUUUAAUUUGGUUUCGGAUAGAGUGAACUUCGUGAAGCUCUUGCCUGGUUGUGGCUCUACGCAUCCUCAUGUGGCAACCUCCUGCCGGAGACGUUAACACAACUAACCGAACUAACUUGUAGUUGGACGACUGACUAUACCACCCAUUUACAUAUAGGAUUAUAUAUCAAGUAUACUUACCUGUUAUUACACUCGCAGACUUUGUGCGUAAUCCCUUGUGUGUGAGUCGUGGAGCUCAGGGUUGGAUUGUGUCUCACUAAUCCCGCUUCGUGUAGACACACCUCUGUGUGUGCGUACGUGUGCAUGUUAGCAUAGCGUCAUGUCGGGUCUGACUGUUCGUCACGUCGUCGUAACUGUUCCAUCAUGUAACGAGAGAUUUUGUUUACAGAGACUUUGUUAAUGAGCUUUAUAAUGUUUUUUUGUUUUUCAACUCAAAUAAAUCUAUUUAUCUUCA
Molecule: messenger RNA, 3233 nt
Organism: Synchiropus splendidus (mandarinfish)
Lineage: Eukaryota; Metazoa; Chordata; Actinopteri; Syngnathiformes; Callionymidae
Gene: tmem117
Product: transmembrane protein 117
Exons: 8
Coding region: 473-2023 (516 amino acids)
Biological process (GO): intrinsic apoptotic signaling pathway in response to endoplasmic reticulum stress
Source: RefSeq, a predicted model, not a curated record